CACAAACAUCAUAAUAUUAUCUGUUUCUCUUUUUAGCUGGGCUAGGUUUAUCAAAUACAAAUUAUGCUCGUAUUUUGGAAACACUUUGUACAGACCCUGCCAUUGCUGUAACUCUCAUGGCUCACCAAUCUAUUGGUCUUAAGGUGAGUAUGACAUUGAAUCUUUAAAGGUAGGGGUCACCGUGCAGUCUGAAUAGAGCUUUCUUCAUGUUGUUAUUCAGCUGAAUACCGGACAGUUGAAAAAUAUCCGGCGGAAUUAUCCGGCCGGAUACCUGAUAUUGUUGAUAUGAUAAGGUUUUGAUCAACUUUCAUUUAAGGUAAAACAAUGGUUUUAAUUGGUUAUAAGUGAGGCGGUUUAUAAUAUUUUCACUUGAAAUCAUAGGAAAGAACUUGAACAGUUUAACAUCGAUAAACCUGCACAGUUGCAAAAGCCUUACCCACAAAAGGUAAAAUCCACGUUUUAGCAUUCGUAAACAAGCAUGAUAAUACUGCCAGAUUCUUUAUGAUCAUUUCAAGUAAAAUAUACAGCUAAUUCAAAAAAGUUUGUCCUUUGCAAACCUUAAACUCUAAACCUUAAACCUUAAACUCUAAGGCUAAGCGUGCAAAGCAUAACGGGAGCAUCAUUUGAUCAGUUUAGAAAUCAUAUUAGAGAGGCAGUAAAUAUCUCCUUACGAGAACAAUUCAUUCACAAAUAUAUAGCUGCAAUAUUCAACUACUAAGCUUGAAACUUGUGCUUCAUAUAUCGAUUGGAAGCUUUGCGCUCUUAGAGUUUAAGGUUUAGAGUUUAAGGUUUGGAAAGGACAACCUUUUUGAAUUGGCUGUAAAUAAUAGUUAUAAACAUCCCUACUUUUUUAAGCAUAUCAAAUUAUUUUUUUAACCUGAAAACGACCUGAACCAGCUUGUAUAAACAAUAUCUGGUAUCCGGCCGGAUAGUAUAUAGAAGUAUCCAGCCAAAUAUCGAGAUUGCAUGUACUGUAUCUCACUAUCCGAUCCAGAUACCAGCUGUAUAUAUGAUAUACAGUACAGUAUAUCCAGUGCAUCCUAUUUAAAGGGUGGAAAGGUCGCAAGAGGUGACCUCAACAGAGGAGGCUAAGGAUCGUCCUAGUCUCCUACAGCUACAGUAUCCUGAAUGAAAGGGGGAUAAUAUUUCGCCUCCUCCUCCCUCCCAUAAAUUGAUGGCCACUAUCAUGUUUGGAGUCCUAAAGCCCUGGGCAAACUAGGAAACAUUGUUGCCGAAACAUUGUUUCCUACCAAUGUUUCGCCAUGUUUUCAACAGUGGGCAAACACUAGGAAACAUUAGUGAGAAACAUAGGGAAACAUCAAAUGUUUCUGAAUUCGCUAGGAAGCAUUUUUUCUUCUCGCGAAGCAACUUUUGUUUCCGCAACAAUGUUUCCACGGGUGGGCAAACAUGGAAACAUUUGAGGAAACAUCGAGAAUCACAAAUGUUUCCACAACAAUAUUUCCUAGUUUGCCCAGGGCUUAAGCUUCCUAAUUAUUGCACUCGAGUUUCCAUUGAUUUUAUAUGAAUAUUAAUUUAAUUUUAGGGAAUUUUAAUAUUAGGCACAGAAGAACAAAAAACAAAAUAUCUGCCGAAACUUGCCAUGGGUGAGAACAUGGCUGCUUUCUGUCUCACUGAACCAUCCAGGUAAUUAUAUACUGCAUCUUUAUUACAGCGUAUUUUAUAAUGCAUUUCAGAAAGAAAGGACUAAAUCGCUAGUUAAGAGCCCCCCCCCGCGCCCUCUACAAAAUCUGUAUGGAACCACCGAAGCCUGGAUUCGCAAGAUUUACAUUACUUAUGCAGUUAUGCACACAGUUUGAAAUAAAGUUCGGAAGUUUUUUUACCAAGUGCUCAAUCGAUCGGACGUUUUAUAUCGACAAAAAAUACCAACCACGUUUCUUGAAUGACUUGGGUGUUAACCAAAGACAUUGCAUUUGAGCAUCGCACAAAGAGUACACCAUUGUCAAAUUUGAAAACACUUUUAAUAUACCUUAUUUUUAGUGGCACAAAAUAUUUCUUUACGUACAGUAAUUUACCUAACAGAAGCUGGGAAUGUAAUCGACAAAUGUGUGACCAAAUUUGAAAAUCUCCGAUCAAAAAUAACUUUGAUCGAAACUUUUUCGGAACAGUUUUUCUUUAAACGUUAUUUCAGGUUCUGUAUACAGGAUGGUAAUACCAUCUCCUGUAAAAUCUGAAACUCCUUCCUGAAAAAUAUGUAUGCCCUCCUCCUGGAUCUCUUCCCAGUUCAAUAUUACAGCAAUUACCAUAAUGUCAUUGGACAAGUCAUUGUUUUUGACUUUUUAGUGGUAGUGAUGCUGCUUCUAUACAGAGUAGAGCCACUUUAAGUCCUGAUGGAAAGCACUAUAUCUUAAAUGGAAAUAAAGUAAGAAUUUUAGCAAUUUCAGACUUUCACUUUCAAUUGAGUCUUUCAACGCAUAAUGGUGCAUUUAUGUGUUAGUGUGUCGACAUUAACUUACGUUAUUGCACCUUUCAUAGAUCUGGAUAUCGAAUGGAGGAUGGGCUGACGUUUUUACAGUCUUUGCAAGAACAAAUGUAACAAAUGAAAAUGUAAGUUAACAAUUUGGUGUACAUUUUCGUAUCAAUCAUAAGAACAGAAUGCCCAAGCUCUACUUAUGCCUGCAUCGAGCCUUUAAAAAGCAAAGUAAAACUGUAACCAGGCCUUUUCUCGAAGCAUGGUGAAAUUCUUAGUUGUGCAGUACUUAAGCUGGUGUACUGUACAAAUGAAGAUGUACUGUACAAAGACUCAAGCUGUACUUAGUCUUUAAAAUGAAGUACAUAAAGUGCAGGUUUCUGAAAGGUAUUGGGUAACCUGAAUCUACGAGUUAGAACAAGGAGCACAAUUACACAUACAAAAAUAGGUACACUAGGCGUACAUGUAUCUGCACUGAUUGAUGUACCACACGGAUGUACUGAACACCUCAUGCAUGCAGCCCAACAUACAUGGUAAUUCGGUAUUCCCUGCAUAAUUCAAUUCAGCUCAGAGAUUGAGUUAUUAAAAUUAGAAGAUUAUUCUUAUUAAGAUGAUUGUUCUCAUUUUAACCUUUUUCGUGUUGUUAUGUAUUUGAAUUUAACAGAUAUAAAUUUGUAUUACGUUCGAAAACGAUUAUAGUCUAAUGUAUUGUGAAAUAAAUUCGAUUCUUGAAGAUUAUGAGGCCUGUUUCAAGCAUCUGCUGAAGCUUAUUCUGUCGGUACAAUAGAUGUAUGAUGCGUGGUCCGCGGUGUUGUCCACUGAUGUAGUCCAGGGAUGGAUUUACUUUAGCCCUGGCGAGAGGGCGUGCUAUUUUUCAUGACAAAGCAAGAAAUAAUAUAGUCUAAAAGGAGAUACAGUAAUUUAUAUAUAUAGCGUAUAGCAUAAAGCAAAAGUUUUGAAAGUCAAAAUAGUGUUCCAAAUCGUUCGUAUUUCGACACUUCAAAUUUUAAGAGUAAAACAUUGGAUCAUUACCCUCCAGACAUUACGUGACUGUUAAGAGACCGUGGUUAACAAACUUAACAGACGCGAUAGCAAUAUGCGCACGCAAGCGCAGAUACAAACCUACGGUUGACUCUAACAUUCCUUAGUCCCAUCAGUCUUAUCAUGUUUCAUGCCAAGACAUGUCAGACUAAUGCACACCAGCGAAUAGUGAGUACACAGAUAGCGAGACAUCCACAUACCUAUAUGGUACUUGGCUGAAAACAAAAGAAGUACCAGACUACAAUAUUAGAUACCUUAAGCCCGUUUUCCACUCACGUAUUUCGCCGCCGCUGGCGAAAAAGUUUGACAAAGAAAUCAUUUUUUUACAUUCAUUCGCCGCUGAAGAAUUUGUUCUUCUGCUGUUUGACCUUUCGUUGACGGCGCGAAAUAACAACAAAUGAACUUUUUCGGUGGCGAAAUUUUUCGCCAGCGGCGGCGAAAUACGUGAGUGGAAAACGGGCGUUAAGAUGUAGGACGGAAAAGCGACGACGACGGCCAAGACAAAUUAUGAAUUGUAUGAAUAACAAAGCAAUUCCAUGAAUUUAAUACAGCUCGAAGAGAACAAAACAGAGGCUUUUUAUUCAGUAGAAUUCCACAUUAGUACUGAACCAAUUUGCUGUGUAUCCACUUCUUAUGUACUAAAAUGCAAACGUUGUACACAAGAUGUAAAAACUCUUGUUCACCGGUAGGUAGUAUGGUAGUAAAUAGUAAAUAUUGUUCAGUAGUAAAUAUUUCAGUAGUUCCAAAAACAUUAAAUUUUAUUAAACUAUUUUGUAAAGGGUGAAAUUGAAGACAAGAUAACGGCGUUUGUUGUCGAGAGGGCGUUUGGUGGAGUAAGCAAUGGAAAGCCCGAGGACAAAAUGGGAAUAAGAGGAUCGAAUAGUGAGUCAAACAUUUUUGUAAUGCAAAACCGUGUGGUUUCAACUGCCUAGAAGUUGUCAAAUAUACAGUUUUCGAUUAGUUAUUGGUGUUCGACACAUCAUGAUAGAUUAUUCAAUACAUCAAAGUCUCGUUGAGCUUUAUUUUUAAAAAAUUAUUUAACAGCUUUAAUUUGGCGCGUAGAUAACUUGGAAAUAUUGUACAUAGAUAAUGAAAUAUUGUACAUAGAUAACUUAUACAUAGAUAAUGACAUUGAACAAGAAUAUGAAAAAUAUUAACUAGGUGCCAAACGUGGCGAAACACAAACGGAGCUACUGUAUGUUUCAUGCAUGGUGCUCUCCAUUAGAUGAGAUGUAUAGAUGAGGAAGAAAAAUGUAGAAUAUAAAAAUGGAAGGUGAAUGGAAAACUAGAAUCACGGAAGAGAGAAGUACUGUAGCAGAAUGAAUGAAUGACUUGGAAGACUGGGCCGGAUUUUGGUGAAAAUAGUGGGAGGAAGUGGAAAAAAAUUUAGGGGAGGUGCAGCAGUUUGGACUUAGAACGGGCCUAAGUCAAUGACAUGAUACACUCAUUGUAUCAGUGUAUCAAUGAAUUAUGACUGUACGACUCAUCCAAUUUUGCCCUUCAUUAAAUUACUACAAAGCUUCUUUCAAAACAUUGCAUUGAAAAGGUACUUAACACAUAGAUGAAUGGCUAUACUGUUUCAAUUUUACAGAAAAACUUUCUUACGAAAGACCCUAAGCAACCAUCAAAUUUACUUUGAUCUAUCAUUGAAACUUUCCCAUGAGAAGGUGCAUCACUUUUCAAGGGAGGUGCAAAACGAUCUCUGGGGAGGUGCGCACCUCCCCUCAAAAUCCAGCCAUGCUUGAAUAUAUUAGUUAGUCGUGAUCAAUGAGUGUGAGCUAGGUAAAUCAGGAGUGUAGGUGUGCCAUACCUUGUGUAGGUAUGAUUGCAUGAUUUAAAUUAGGUAUGAGUGCAUGAUUUAAAUUAGGUGGAGAGUAGUUUAUAAAUUAUACAUUUAAAUUUAAUGCGUUUUUCAGCAUGUGAAGUGAUAUUUGAAAACACUCCAAUCCCAGUUGAAAAUGUUCUUGGCGAGGUGGGAGGAGGUUUCAAGGU
This is a messenger RNA of Paramuricea clavata, 5461 nucleotides long. The record is from the annotation of a GenBank genome assembly. NCBI's taxonomy places the organism in Eukaryota, Metazoa, Cnidaria, Anthozoa, Malacalcyonacea, Plexauridae.